Molecule: messenger RNA, 639 nt
Organism: Diaporthe batatas
Lineage: Eukaryota; Fungi; Ascomycota; Sordariomycetes; Diaporthales; Diaporthaceae
Exons: 2
Coding region: 1-639 (212 amino acids)
Source: RefSeq, a predicted model, not a curated record
AUGGCAGCCCCAGCUUAUUCUCAGAGCGCACCGAGGCCGGCUACCACGGGCGCCAUCAACAACCACGACGUCGAGGACUGGAAGCAGCGCCUGAACGGGGUCCUCGCCAAGCCUUCAGAGGUCGUGAAGAGUUCCUCGCCCGCGACAGCCCAGCCAUGGCACAACUCACUGUUCGGCUGCUGCAGCCCAAUCGACCUCUGCCUAAUCACGUACUGCCUGCCAUGCGUAACCUUUGGCAAGACGCACCACAGGUUGCGCAAGAACGGCGAGAUGGAGGGCUACGAGCCCAUCAACACCACCUGCCUCCUCUUCUGCGCGUCAGGCUGCGUCGGCCUGCACUGGAUCCCCAUGUCCAUGCAGCGCGCCGACCUGCGCGACAAGUACCACCUCCGUGGCAACUGCGCCACCGACAUGGCCACCGCGUGCUGCUGCGUGCUGUGCGACCUCGUCCAGCAGGAGAAGGAGUCCGAGCACCGCGAGCCGCUCGUCAACCCCGCCCGCGGGGUCCAGCAGGGCUACCAGACGCAGGGCGCAAUGGCGUAUCCCGCACCCGCUGCUCAUCCUCCGGCGUCAUCUGCACCGGUUCAGCAGGAGCAGGAGAAGGGCCAGGAGGGCACUACUACGGUGACCAGUGCUUAA